AGUCUAAACUCUGAAGUCUCCGCUCCUCUAUUGCCAAGCAACGGUAGAGACUAGAGAGUAGAGAACACAUCUCCGCGGUCAUCCGAGGCGGUGAUCAUUCAAAUCUCGUUCUACCUUGUCUUUGAUUUUGCAGGAAUGGCCAGAAAUCUUGCAUUUCUGGUUCUUCUUCUUCUUCCAUUGUCUAUAUCUGAAGCUACGACUUUUCGGCCGAUCGCCGAUAGCCACCGAUCUGCCGCACUAGAGCUGUUUUCAUCAGUCGAUGGAUCUUAUGGAAGCUUAGAAGAAACGUAUCAAGCGCUAAGAACAUUUCAGAUUCUUGGCAUAGAAGAGAAUGUUGAUCUAAGUAAAUCCACGUGUGCCCUCAUUGAUGAAAAGCUUAGAUCUUCAUCUUCGAGUACAAAAGAUUUGUUUUACGCUCUAAGGGUUAAUAGCAUAUUGAAAUGUGAUGUCAAUGCUGAAGUUUUUGAGGACAUUGCUUCAAAGCUUCAAGUUGUUGUUAAGGAUGCAAGUUCUUUGCUUGAUUUCUACCAUUCAAUUCGGAGCUUGGUACUUAUCAAGGGUGAGAAUUCUAAAAGCAAUGUUCAUCUGGCUGAUGCAGAUGGGAUUUUUCAUUCCAUUAAGGCUCUCAGCCAGAGCGACGGAAGGUGGCGCUAUAGUUCUAGUUCUAACGGUGCUGAACCUAGCACUUAUGCUGCUGGGUUAGCACUUGAAACAAUUGCUGGAGUUGUUUCGUUGGCAUCCUCUGAGUUUGAUCAAUCUAUGAUAGGUAAAGUGAAGAAUGAUAUUGCCAAGAUUUUUGACAAUAUAGAGAGUUAUGGUGAUGGGGCAUUCUAUUUUGAUGAGAAACUUGAGAACCAGGGCCCUCUUUCAACUACUUCAUCAGUAGUGCGUGGAAUAACAACAUUUGCAGAUAUUGUGUCUGGGAAGCUAAAUCUUCCAGGAGAUAAAAUUGUUGGUUUAGGAAAAUUCUUCCUUGGCAUUGGGAUUCCUGGCACAGCCAGGGACUUAUUUGACCAGCUAGAUUCUUUAGCUUGCUUGGAGAACAAUAGUGCUGCUAUUCCACUGAUUUUAUCACUUCCAGCUACUGUUCUUUCAUUGACUCAGAAGGACCAGAUGAAGGUUAAGGUCAAUACUGUGCUGGGGUCCACAUCGCCUCCUCUAACAGUAAAACUUGUGCAAUUGGGUUCAAGAGAUACCUCUCUUGUUGAGAACCAGGAACUCAAGUUUGACCCUGAAAGCUCAGUCUAUUCCUUUGUCUUGCCAAAGACUGUUGAUGUGGGAAAAUACAUAUGCAUUUUUGAGGUUGUGCUUCAUGAUCCUGAGCAUGAUAAAAUUUAUGCCACUGGAGGCCAGUCUCAAGCACCAAUAUUUGUUACAGGAUUAAUUAGAAUUGACAAUGCAGAAAUUGCUGUCCUGGAUGGUGAUCUUGGAAGCAUAGAGACCAAGCAAAAGCUAGAUUUAUCUGGAAAAACUGCAGUCUCACUGUCAGCAAACCAUCUCCAGAAGUUGCAACUAUCCUUUCAAAUGGCCAGUCCUCUUGGCAAUGUCUUUAAUCCAAACCAGGUCUUCCUCAAGUUGAUACAUGAGACCAAAAUUGAGCACAUCUUUGUGGUGGGAAACACUGGAAAACAAUUUCAGAUAACUCUAGACUUUCUCGGUCUGGUUGAGAAGUUCUACUGUCUUUCAGGAAGAUAUGACAUUCAAAUUACAAUUGGUGAUAUUGUCAUGGAGAACUCAUUCUUAGGGGCUUUGGGCCAUGUUGAGUUAGAUCUACCUGAGGCACCUGAAAAGGCAACACGCCCUCCUCCACAACCUGCUGAUCCGUACAUGAGAUAUGGGCCCAAACAGGAGAUAACCCACAUCUUCAGGGCACCUGAGAAGCGUCCACCAAAGGAACUCUCUCUUGCUUUCUUGGGUUUGACCCUUCUACCACUUGUUGGAUUCUUAGCAGGGCUCUUACACCUUGGAGCGAACCUAAAGAAUUUUCCUAGCUCAGCAGUAUCAGCUACAUUCGCCACCCUUUUCCAUGUUGGCAUUGCAGCAGUUUUGCUCCUUUAUGUGCUUUUCUGGUUGAAGUUGGAUCUGUUCACAACUUUGAAGGUAUUUGGAUUUUUGGGGGGCUUCCUGCUAUUUGUGGGCCACAGAACGCUCUCUCACAUUGCCUCCAAGUCAGACAAAUUGAAAUCUGCCUGAGUGGACAGUUCAAUUUUGUAGGCCCCUCGAUAAUAUUUAUGUAGAAAAAUGUCAGUGCAACCCAUUUUGGUCUAUUGAAAAUGUAACAAUUAGGUCACAUGUUCUAACAGGGUUAAAAACUCUUACUCAAGAAGACCAAGGUUCAAAGUUUCAGUAUCAGUCUUGAAAAGACAAUUUUAACAAUUUUUUUUUCGGUGGAUACAGUCGAUGUGUUAGGGAAUCCGACAUAAAUCUUGCAGACACAUCAGAUUUUUGGUACAAAUCUUACAAACACAUCAAUAACACUAAUUUUGCCGCUCUAUUGGCCAUGAAUAAACACAAAAGAAUAUUUUUAAA
Messenger RNA from Nelumbo nucifera (sacred lotus), 2529 nucleotides. Its product is annotated as dolichyl-diphosphooligosaccharide--protein glycosyltransferase subunit 2-like. NCBI's taxonomy places the organism in Eukaryota, Viridiplantae, Streptophyta, Magnoliopsida, Proteales, Nelumbonaceae. The record is from RefSeq and is a predicted model, not a curated record. Gene Ontology annotation, biological process: protein N-linked glycosylation. Gene Ontology annotation, cellular component: oligosaccharyltransferase complex; membrane.